GAUGAAACCGGGGCCUACCUCAUCGACCGGGACCCCACCUACUUUGGGCCCAUCCUGAACUUCCUCCGGCACGGCAAGCUGGUGUUGGACAAAGACAUGGCUGAGGAGGGGGUCCUGGAGGAAGCCGAGUUCUAUAACAUCGGCCCGCUGAUCCGCAUCAUCAAAGACCGGAUGGAAGAGAAGGACUACACGGUCACCCAGGUCCCGCCCAAGCACGUGUACCGUGUGCUGCAGUGCCAGGAGGAGGAGCUCACGCAGAUGGUUUCCACCAUGUCUGAUGGCUGGCGCUUCGAGCAGCUGGUGAACAUCGGCUCCUCCUACAACUACGGCAGCGAGGACCAGGCCGAGUUCCUGUGCGUGGUGUCCAAGGAGCUCUACAGCGCCCCGCACGGGCUGAGCUCCGAGUCCAGCCGCAAGACCAAGCCCAGUCAUCUCAGGAUCCCGCUAACCUUUCCUCCCUCCCACCACCGCCUCCUCCUCCGCUUCCCGCUGGAGGUUCCCGUCUGCACCCUCUCAGACCUGAGGCUGAGCUUGCAGUGAGGGCUCCUCCUCGGCCCCCGGCCCGCCCCCAGAGCUGCCAUCCCUGGUUUGUAGCUUGGCGGAGCUGGAG
Carlito syrichta (Philippine tarsier) is the source of this 610-nucleotide messenger RNA. RefSeq names its product potassium channel tetramerization domain containing 17 (gene KCTD17). The transcript is spliced from 6 exons. Gene Ontology annotation, molecular function: cullin family protein binding. Lineage: Eukaryota; Metazoa; Chordata; Mammalia; Primates; Tarsiidae. The record is from RefSeq and is a predicted model, not a curated record. Gene Ontology annotation, cellular component: Cul3-RING ubiquitin ligase complex; cytoplasm. The annotation marks the transcript as partial. Gene Ontology annotation, biological process: protein homooligomerization; proteasome-mediated ubiquitin-dependent protein catabolic process.